This is a messenger RNA of Hevea brasiliensis (rubber tree), 489 nucleotides long. RefSeq lists its product as uncharacterized. Lineage: Eukaryota; Viridiplantae; Streptophyta; Magnoliopsida; Malpighiales; Euphorbiaceae. The transcript has a single exon. Bases 82 to 414 code for a protein of 110 amino acids. The record is from RefSeq and is a predicted model, not a curated record.
AGUCCAUAUAAAUAUAAGUAAAGGCGCAGUUACAAAGAGCUAUAGCAUCAAAGUAGUAGCUGCUUCGUUAAUUUCCAAGACAUGGAAAAGGAGAAGAAGCUGUUUACAAGACCUGUUUUAUCACUGAUGCUCCUCAUCAUUUUGUGGUUGAUGAUCAUUUCUACAACGGUGGCCUGCCCGUCUUCGUCGCCGGACGGCGGCGGAUGCAAAGAGUGCAUUGUUGAUCAGAUGAAGCAUGGAUGCCCAUCAUGUGCUCCGAUCCUACGGUGCAUGGCACGGUGCUUGUGGGGUGGCAGCUCAAGAUCCAAGUGUACUAAGAAAUGUGACUGCGAUGGUGCGAUGUUAACACUUUCCGACUGCAAGAAAUGCAUGUCUCGAUGCAAAUGUAGCUGUGUGGCAUAUAGAUAUCGAUGAGUAGUAUUCCCUUCCCACAUAUCCAUUUAUGUUUUUGCAUUUUGUUAAAAGAAUAAAUUAGCAUGCAUGCAUGUA